Parathielavia appendiculata is the source of this 1392-nucleotide messenger RNA. RefSeq lists its product as uncharacterized. Gene Ontology annotation, cellular component: kinetochore; Ndc80 complex. The coding region runs from base 1 to 1392 and encodes 463 amino acids. Lineage: Eukaryota; Fungi; Ascomycota; Sordariomycetes; Sordariales; Chaetomiaceae. Gene Ontology annotation, biological process: attachment of mitotic spindle microtubules to kinetochore; meiotic chromosome segregation; kinetochore organization. Gene Ontology annotation, molecular function: protein-containing complex binding. The transcript has 2 exons. The record is from RefSeq and is a predicted model, not a curated record.
AUGGCCUACAACUCGCGCAUGUCGAUAAUGCCGACCGCGCAGCAGCAGUCGCGGUCGCGCAAGAAGGAGGAGGAGGCGGCCUACGCCAACAUGCGUCUGCCCGACCGCGAGAUCGUCGGCUGUAUCAACGAGCUCGGCAUCCCCUUCACCAUCGCCGACCUCCAAAAGCCGAAUCCCAUACAAGUGCAGAUGAUAUUCGAGUGGUUUGGCGAGCUACUCAUGAACAAGACACGGCAGACAGUCGACCCGGCCAUGCGCGCCGCCGCUGAGGACAUCUGCGGCGACUUUGGCGACUCGCUGAUGCCGCCCGACACGCGCAACCUCAUGGGCUUCUUCGUCUCGCUGCGCCGCCUGAUGCUCGAUUGCGGCGUCAACGACUUCAACUUUAUGGACAUGUACAAGCCGACCCACGACCGCCUCGUCAAAAUAUUCAGCUACGUCAUCAACUUUGUGCGCUUCCGCGAGAGCCAGACGAGCGUCAUCGACGAGCACUGCAACCGCGCCGAGAGCACCAAGGCCCGCAUCGAGCAGUUGUACGCCGAGAACCAGAACAUGGAGGCCCAGCUGGACGAGAUGCGCGCCAACAGGAGGCAGAUGGAGGUGCUGGUGAGCGAGAAGACACGGCGCAACGAGGAACUCAAGAGGAGGUUGUUGGAGUUGCGGCGGACACAGGAGAAGGUGGCAGCCCGGUUGGAGGAUGCGAAGACGAAGAAGAACGAGCUUGCUCUCGAGCUGGAGGAGAAAACGGCGGCCAAGCUGGCACUCAAGCAGGAGAGCGCUAAACUCCGACCAUACACGCUGCAGAGUCCUUCGGCGCUUCAAGCGAGCCUGACAGAGCUGAGCAACACGCUCAACAACGACAAGUCACAAAUCGACUCGCUCGAUCGGCGAGCACGCGCCUUGCAGACCUCAACCGACUCCUUUACGGUAGUCUGCAGCGACGUAGCCUCGUGCAUCAAACUGCUAGAGGAGAUUGCAGUCGAGCUUGCCAAGGAAGAGGAGGACAACGCUAGAAACGCAAAGCAGCGGGACGCGCUUACGGAACGCGGGGCCAACGUGCGCGAGGUUGAGCGGACCGAGGCUCUCCUCCAGCGGCAGUUGGCCAAGUGGACGGAGCGGACCGAGACGCUGCGGGCGCAGAGUCAGGAGAAGGCGCAGCGGGCUAAGGAGAAGAUGGAGGAGCUGCGGGUGGUGCACAAGAAGCUGACCGAGGAGCGAUCCGAGAAGGGCAAGGAUAUCGAGCGGAGGAGGGUGAGGAUUGAGCAAAUUGAGAAGAAGAUGCUCGACCUCAAGGAGAACAUCGAGAACGAGGUGCACGCAGCACACGACGAGUACCUCAAGAUGGAGGCGCACAUCAAGCUGUACAUCACCGAGAUGGAGCAGGCCAUCUGA